AUGGCCCACUCUGGAGGAAAUGCGUCUCCUACAGCCUCUAGCACUGACCGACCAGAGCGUUCUCGUAACGCGAAGGCACAGGCUCGCCACCGCGCCAAGCGCAAGGCCUACAUCGAGCAGCUCGAGCAGACCGUGACCAAACUCCAGACUGUCCUCGCUCUCUCCCCAGAGCAGGUCGCAGCCCUGCCACCGCCGUCGAUUCGCAUUCGACAACUCGAGCAGGAGAACGAGAAGCUUCUGCACGAAAACAACGAGCUCCGGCGGCAACUUCAGAUGACGGGCCGACGGGCCUCCAUGCUCGACGACAUCGACCGCCGCGGGUCACUACAUUCGAUAUCAUCCAACGACGGCUACGGACGCGAAACCAAAAAGCGGAGGAUGUCGGACGAGGAUGUUUACAUCGUGAGUGGACCCAGUGCGCUUCCGAUCUGGUUGGCUGUUAACAUGUUGUUCGGUCCUGCGUGUCAGAGCCCACGAGAGACGCCCACGCCGCCAUCAACGGAAGCGCUCGCGCCACCGCAUCAAUUCCCUCCCAUCAACCACUCUUCCUACAUGUCCUCGUCAACGCCACAGACGUCUUCCUACAACUCGCAGCUUCUUCCUUCCAAUGGUGUCCAUAGCUUCCCCGGCUAUGCGAGUCUCCCUUCUGUCCACACCUCGGCGACGUCGAGCCCUACCACAUACUCGGCAAGUAUCAAUUUCCUCCAAAGACCACAACCAGGCCAGGCGUCAACUCCGCAGUCCCAGCACUACGCUUCAAACGGCCAAACUCUUCAGCAGUCGCGAGCGUCGCAUCAACUGGGGAACGGUCAGGUGUUGGGGUCUCAACAGAGCUCACAUACCUAUGGGAUUGUGAAGGUGGAGGAAGACGCGUAUAUUUCUCCUACGCAUGAACAUGCACAACAUCUAGCUUAUAAUACUCCCGCCAUCUCUCCAUACACUACCCACGCUCACGCCCAUGCGCCUGAGCUAAACUCUUGGCAGCACACCUACUCCUCAGACCGGACGCAAAUUCAUGCCUAG
Stereum hirsutum FP-91666 SS1 is the source of this 1023-nucleotide messenger RNA. RefSeq lists its product as uncharacterized. The coding region runs from base 1 to 1023 and encodes 340 amino acids. Gene Ontology annotation, molecular function: DNA-binding transcription factor activity. Gene Ontology annotation, biological process: regulation of DNA-templated transcription. The record is from RefSeq and is a predicted model, not a curated record. The transcript has 4 exons. Lineage: Eukaryota; Fungi; Basidiomycota; Agaricomycetes; Russulales; Stereaceae.